Messenger RNA from Salpingoeca rosetta, 4546 nucleotides. Its product is annotated as Smc4l1 protein. Bases 112 to 3996 code for a protein of 1294 amino acids. NCBI's taxonomy places the organism in Eukaryota, Choanoflagellata, Craspedida, Salpingoecidae. The transcript has 19 exons. Gene Ontology annotation, biological process: mitotic chromosome condensation. The record is from RefSeq and is a predicted model, not a curated record. Gene Ontology annotation, cellular component: chromosome. Gene Ontology annotation, molecular function: ATP hydrolysis activity; protein binding; ATP binding.
GCGUCAACCGUUGGCCGCCAAAUUUUCGAAAAACGGCAAACGACGACACCAACCCAUAUCAACACCAGCCAGCACCAUCCACACAGCACCCACACAUCAACACCUGGCAGGAUGUCUGAGGGUGCAAGCGGCGGCAGCGGCGCAGAUGGCCGCACCCCGCGCCUCAUGAUCACCAAGAUGCGGCUUGAAAAUUUCAAGUCAUACUACGGCGUGCAGGAAGUCGGCCCGUUCCACAAGUGCUUUUCCGCUGUGGUUGGCCCCAACGGCAGUGGCAAGUCCAACGUCAUCGACGCCAUGCUGUUUGUGUUUGGCUUCCGGGCCAAGAAGAUCCGCCAAGCCAAGCUCAAGGACCUCAUCCACAACUCCGAGCACCACCAGAACCUGCCCAGCUGCCGCGUCAGCGUCUUCAUGCAGGAGAUCCUCGACAGGGAUGACGGCGGGUUUGACAUUGUGCCUGACUCUGAGCUGGUGGUUGCACGCGAGGCCACGUCCAGCAGCCAGUCGUUCUACUACCUCAACGGCAAGAAGCGCACCUUUGGCGAGAUUGCGGACGUGUUGCGGUCAAAGGGCAUCGACCUGGACCACAACCGCUUUCUCAUCCUGCAGGGCGAGGUGGAGCAGAUUGCCAUGAUGAAACCAAAGGCGCAGAACGAACACGACGUCGGCCUGCUCGAAUACCUCGAGGACAUCAUCGGGUCCGUGCGCUUCAAAGAGGACAUUGCCAAGCACGAGCUCAUGCUUGAAGAACUCAACGAGAAGCGCAACGAAAAACUCUCGCGCGUGCACGUGGUUGAGGAGGAGAAGAACGCGCUCGAGGCCGGAAAGAAGGAAGCGGAGGCGUACCUGAUGCAAGAAAAUGAGCUGACGAUGCUGCGGUCCAAGCUCUUCCAGUGCCACCUUCACCAGGCAACAGAGAACCUGGAACAGCUGCAGGAGCAGGCCGACGCGAAGCGGCGCGCGGUGAAGGAUGCCAAGCAGGAGAUGAAGACUGUUCUGCACGAGUCCAAAGGCAUUCAGAAGCAGUAUGAGAAGGACAAGCGGGAGUAUGACAGUUUGAAAAAGGCGGCAGAGAAGGCCAAGGCUGACUUUAUCGCAUACGAACGCAAGGACAUCAAGCACAAGGAGGACAUGAAGCACAACAAGACCAAGCUGAAGCGCAUUGAGAAAUCGAUGCAGAAGGACGAGAAGGCGCUUAACGAGGCCACGUCACAGGUGACAGCUGCCCAGGACGACGUGUCACGGUUGACAGAUGAGAUUAAGGGCCUUGAAGUUUCCCUGAGCAAGGAGGAGAAGGUCCUCGAGAGCCUCUACAACGAGUUUGAGGACGACCGCCUUGCUGUGCAGCAGCGGCUGCAUGAGAAGCAGGAGGCGCUCGUACCGCUGAGCAGCGCACGCGACAACGCCGCCGCAGCAUAUGACAUCAAGAAGUCCGAACGCGAUCUCUUGACGAAAGGUGCGCGCGACAUUGAGGCGCAGCUGCAGGAGGCAACGGAGGGCCUGGCACACGCGCGGGCAACGUUGAAGGAGCGAAAGGGCGAGCUUGUGACUCUGGCUGCCCGCAAGAAGAAGCUCGAGGCUGAGGUGCCUGCCGCUGAGAAGCAGUUGCGGGUGCUGGCGAAGAACCAGGGCCCGCUUGAUGACGAGGUGUCGACGCGGCGCAUGAAGCUUGAGGAGCGCCGGUCUGCCUCGCAGGCGCAGCACACGACCAACCGCGUGCUUGAAGCGCUGAAGGAACGGGCGCGACGGGGCAAGAUCACAGGCUUCCACGGCCGUCUUGGAAGCCUUGGUGCCAUUGAUGACAAGUAUGACUGCGCUGUGACGACGGCGUGCGGCGCCCUCAACCACCUUGUUGUCGACACUGUUGAGCAGGGGCAGCAGUGUGUUGAGUUUCUCCGCAAGCACAACGUUGGUCGCGCGACGUUUAUCAUCCUGGAGAAGAUUCAGCAUCUUGCUGCACAGGCCGACAAGCCCUUCAACGCGCCGGCGCCACGCCUCUACGACCUCAUUCGCGUCAAGGACGACAAGUUCAAGGUCGCCUUCUACCACGCCCUGCGGGACACGCUUGUUGCGCCUUCGCUCGAUGACGCCACCUCCAUCGCGUACCAGGGCAAGCGCGCUCGAUACCGCGUUGUCACGCUCAAGGGACAGCUGAUUGACACGAGCGGAACCAUGUCUGGUGGCGGAAACAAGGUGCAGCGUGGCGGGAUGUCGUCGACGUUGGCGGAGGAGGUGUCUCCGGCGGAACUCGAGUCGCUUGAGCGCGAGUUGGAGCAGCUGGUGCAGCGGCAACGUAAGGCCCGCGAGCAGCGCAGCACCUGGGAGGAGGCCGUUGGUGCCGCAAAGCGCGAGCUGGCCACCGUCACGGCGAAUGCGCAGCGCUGUCAGCAGGAGAUUGACAGUCUGACGGCCAAGAUUGACGCCCUCACGGAGAAGAUUGCGACGCUUGAGGAGCAGGCGAAGACGGUGGAGAACAACGAGGCCGCGCUCGCUGCUGUGGAGAAGGAGCUGGCAGCGCUGGGCAAGAAGCGUGAUUCCGCUGCAGCCAAGGCAGAGAAGGUGGAGCACGAGAUUGCUGCACUUGAGGAAGAGCUGGCAAACGUCGGCGGUGUCAGGGUCAAGGCACAGCGCGCCAAGGUUGAUGGCAUUUCGGACGAGAUUUCCACCCUUCAGGGCAACAUCACAAAGGCAAAUGUGACGGCCAAGACCGCCAAGCGCAAGAAGACGCAGCUUGAAAAGAAGCUCGAGAAGGCGCAAGCCGAGAAGGAGGAGACGGCAGCGGCGAUUGCCAAGCUGAAGGAGAGUUUUGCGGACAUUGAGACGAAAGCGCUCGAGGUGAUGGAGGAGCAGAAGAAGGCAACGCUUCUUCUUGAGGAGCGCGAGGAGGCCAUGCAGGACAUCAAGGAGAAGUACGACCAGGUGGAGGAGCGGCUGCAGGCGUUGCGGUCCGGACUCGUUGAUCAGGAACACGAGUUGGAGGAGGUCGACAGGGAAUUGCGUGACAACCAGAACAAGGCAAAGCACUGGCGCAGGAAGCUCGACGCUCUCACCCUCCACAAGAUUGAUGUCGAUGUGGACGAGGAACAAGAGGAGGAGCAGGAGGAAGCGGCGAGCGCGGAUGGCACAGGCGGCAAGUCCGCCAUGAACACUGGCGAUGAUGAUGAUGAGGAGGAAGAGGAGGACAAGCCCAGUGGCGACGCCGACAACGGUGACGAUGAGAAUGACGAAGGCGGCGAGGAGCAACCACGCCGCAAGAAGUCCAAGCGCACCACCCAGCAGCAGCUGCCAACGCUGACCGCGGAGGACGCCGCGGCGCUGAACGUGGAUGACCUUGAGUACAACAUCACCGUCCUGGACGAGAAGCUCAAGGGCAUGAAGCCCAACAUGUCCGCCAUCUCGGAGUACAGGAAGAAGGAGUCUGAGUAUCUCGCGCGCGUUGAUGAACUCGACACAGUGACGGGCGAGCGCAACGCCGUUCGCGCGCAGUACGACAGCCUGCGGAAACAGCGGCUUGACAUGUUUAUGGCGGGUUUCAAAACAAUCAGCCUGAAGUUGAAGGAGAUGUACCAGAUGAUCACGCUUGGAGGCGACGCGGAGCUCGAGCUUGUGGAUUACCUCAACCCCUUUUCAGAGGGCAUUGUCUUCAGCGUCCGCCCACCGAAGAAGAGCUGGAAGAACAUCAGCAACUUGAGUGGGGGCGAGAAGACGCUGAGCUCGCUUGCGCUGGUGUUUGCGCUGCACCACUUCAAGCCGACGCCGCUGUAUGUCAUGGACGAGAUUGACGCUGCCCUCGACUUUAAGAACGUCUCCAUCGUCGCAAACUACAUCAAGGAGCGGACGAAGAACGCCCAGUUUGUCAUCAUCAGCCUCCGCAACAACAUGUUUGAGCUGGCGGUUUGUUUCGUUGGCAUUUACAAACCAGAGAUGGCCCCAAGAGCGUCGCCAUCAACCCGGCACAAGUCGCAGAGAAAGCGCGGGCACACGCCGCCCAGGCCGUGACUGCCGCACGCGAGCCGAAGCGCGCCGCCAACGAGAGCAUGCCGCUCGCCGAAGUCGACGCCGCGGCAACCACGCACUGAUGCGGUGUUGGUAGCUGCACACUCAUCCGUCCACCGCCCCGUUAGUUGACUGUCACUGUGUUGUUGCCUUUCCCUUCCUUUCUUCUUUCGAUACCCCUGCACUGGCUUGUUCUGCUUUCAAUCUGCUUCACUUUUCCCUCGUUCUUCGCUGAUCCCAUCAUACCCCAGCACAGAAAGCCUCGUAGCACAUUCGUUCUUCUUCUUCUUCCGUGUUUCGUUGUCGUGUCGACAUGACACUGUGUCUUGUUGUCUUCUUGCUUGCUUCUUGUUGCGCUCUGCUUUUGAUUGAACUGCUUCAUGCCACAACAACAACAACACACAUACACACACACACACACUCCCUCCCUCUUUCUCUCUCUUCCACACAUCCACACGCGACAUUUGUCCCUUCUCUUCACCGUUUGCUUUGCGUUGACCACCGCCUUUUUGUGUGUUGAUUUGACCCAAUAAACGUGCAUGUUCACAGCCGC